AUGGCCAGAAAAUUUGCAUUGGCUCUUGUUCUUUUCGCAACCAUUUCAACUUUUGCCUUAGCCACGGCUAACAACAACUGCACCACCGGUGGCUCGGCUAACUUCAACGGCACAGCUGCUGGCGGUUUUUGGGCCUACAAUUGGCCCAAAAAUACCACAGUGGUGGGCUCGAGAAAAUUCAUUGUGGGCGGAUCUGAAAAUUGGCAUUUCGGGUUUAAUUACUCCAAUUGGGCUAUUUCGAGCAGGCCCUUUUACAUGAACGACUCUCUGGUGUUCAAAUACGACGCGCCAAACGCGACCACAUUUCCGCACAGCGUGUACUUGCUACCGAAUCUAAAGAGCUACCAAAACUGCGACCUCAAAAGGGCAAAGAGAAUCGCGGAUGCCAACGCGGGAGUUGGGGAGGGGUUCGAAUUCGUGCUGAAAAGAUGGCAGCCAUACUAUUUCGCGUGUGGAGAAAGAGAAGGCUUCCACUGCAGAGUCGGCAAUAUGAAGUUUGCAGUCGUGCCUUUGUUCCGUUGGUAUAACUGA
Messenger RNA from Striga hermonthica, 531 nucleotides. The record is from the annotation of a GenBank genome assembly. NCBI's taxonomy places the organism in Eukaryota, Viridiplantae, Streptophyta, Magnoliopsida, Lamiales, Orobanchaceae.